This is a messenger RNA of Exophiala xenobiotica, 1994 nucleotides long. RefSeq lists its product as uncharacterized. The record is from RefSeq and is a predicted model, not a curated record. Gene Ontology annotation, molecular function: hydrolase activity, acting on carbon-nitrogen (but not peptide) bonds. The transcript has 2 exons. Lineage: Eukaryota; Fungi; Ascomycota; Eurotiomycetes; Chaetothyriales; Herpotrichiellaceae. The coding region runs from base 282 to 1772 and encodes 496 amino acids.
UGAACUUGUUACGAUCAUUCUGCACACAGUACUAUUACCACCUGAAGAACGGCUUUACUUACGUGAACAGCAGUGUUUCGACUUGUUAACGCCCCUGGCCCCGUGAAGCGCCUUCUGAUGAAUUCCAUCCACCGCAUUCUCAACACUUGCACAGCAGCUAUCGUAGCAUCGGCGACCUUCCAGUACGCUCGUUUGACAACAAUAGUGCUCAGCCGACGACGGUCCAGUUGUCAAGAUCAAGAUCAGACCCAAGCAACAUCAUCUCGAGUCAUUAUUCCACCAUGACUCGAAGACAAGUGAUAUGUUCUCCUGCUUUUCCAAGUACCCCAACCUCUAUCAACCGAACUUCACAUGCGAUUACAUCUUCGCCUGACUCCCUCUGCCAACGUGAACCGCAUGAGCGGUUCAAGGACCACCAGAUCGCACCGCAAGACAUGUCCAUCCCCCCAUUUCCAUCCGACAAAUCCAAAAUGCACCUCAUAUCAACGGCUUUGCUCAUUCCUGGUCGCGGCACACCCCAGCAAGACAUGACGAUUGUGAUCCACGACAAUCUUAUCCACAACAUCCACUCGACAUCGACACUCCCGGCCUGCCUCCUCUCCCUCCCCCAUGCUCAUGUCCCUGUCCUCCUUCCUGGCCUCUGGGACUGCCACACCCACCUACUCGGCACCAAAUCCUUCAACUUCGCCGAACUCCUAACCACACACCCUGCCACGGCCGGCGCCCGCCUCGUCCGCAACGUCCGCGACAUUCUCCUCUCCGGUUUCACCUCCGUCCGCGAUCUAGGUGGCUACGCCAUCGAACUCUCCCGUGCCAUCUCCGAAGACUCCCUACCAGGCCCGCACAUCUACUCUGCCGGGUCCGCUAUAUCCCAAACCUGCGGACACGGAGAUAUCUUCGACCUGCCCUCCGACAUUGUCAGCUCCCGGCUCGGCGUCGUGCACUCUCUCAACCCGGCAUCGGCACCGGCACAGCACCCUCUCCUCCUCGCCGACGGCCCAUCCGAGUGCCGCAAGGCGGUCCGACUCCUCAUCCGGCGCGGCGCAACAUGCAUCAAAGUCCUCGCGUCCGGCGGCGUGCUGAGCAUCUCCGACGACCCUCUGCGCCCACAAUUCUCCCCGUCCGAACUGGAAACGAUCGUCGACGAGGCGACACGUGCCGGCCGAAUCGUCGCCGCCCACUGUCACGGCAAACCGGGCAUCCUCGCUGCUCUCCACGCGGGAUGCCACACCAUCGAGCACGGCACGUACCUCGACCAGGACUGCGUUGAGCUCAUGAAAGCCAAAGCCGCCAUCUACGUCCCCACACGGACGAUCGUCAAGGUCGGCGUGGACCAUCCCGAGUUGAUGUCUCCCGAGUCCUAUGCGAAAAUGCUCGAGACAGCAAAACACCAUCGUGCCGCGUACAGGCUAGCAGUCAAAUCGGGCGUCAAGAUCGCGCUCGGCACGGAUCUGGGCAUCAGCACGCCGGCGAGCCAUCCCUUGGCGCUAGGCCGGAGCGGUGGCGAAUUGAGUUACGCCGUGACCGACGGCGGCAUGACCCCCCUGCAGGCGAUCGAGGCGGCGACGGCCAUGGGCCCGGAAACUUUAGGUCGGCUAGGAAUGGCACCCAAGAGCGGCCAGAUCAAGGAGGGCUAUGAUGCGGAUCUGAUUGCGUUGCGUACGAAUCCGCUUGAGGACUUGGAUAUUUUCAUGGAUCCGGCGAAUAUUACGCACGUGUGGAAAGCCGGUCGGUGUUUCAAGAGUUCUGAUGCAGGUGAGAAGGACUUCUGAGCAUGCGAGAAUGUGAGCAUCCCAACAUGCAACGGGAUCAGAUCAGCCUUCAGUACCAGGCGCUUCAGCACCAAAGACAGGACGUACAUCACUGAUCAUAAGUUGGGAUUUUGGCAACAUAACUAGUAGUACCUACCUUACCUAACGUUGAAGCCACACCAGUAUUAUCCGGUUAUACGGUUGAACGUGACCAUUCGGCCAUGCAACACUAUGGUCCAUCAA